Molecule: messenger RNA, 621 nt
Organism: Lactuca saligna
Lineage: Eukaryota; Viridiplantae; Streptophyta; Magnoliopsida; Asterales; Asteraceae
Source: the annotation of a GenBank genome assembly
AUGAAGAUUCAAAAGAAGUUACCGAUUAAAGAAGCAGAGCCAACAAAAAGUGAAGUUUUAGUUGCUGAUACACCAUCAACUCAAAAAGAAAUCAUUCAUUUGAAGACUAGUGUUUUUCACAAAAUAAUGAAAUCCAAACAUAAGAGCCGAUCUCCACUCACGAAUGUUGUCCGAAAACCACAGGUUACUCAUCAAGGACUUCUAUUUCAUGAGAUUCCUAAACCUGCUUCACCGUCUUCAAAGAAACAAAGGGCAAUUGAUAUGGCCAAACAAAUUUCUAAGAAGAAGAAGAAAAGCAAAAUGAUCAUCUCUUCUGAGUCUACUGCUGAUGAAGAUGAAACAAUUCCAGAAACUCCAAAAUCUGAUAUUUACAAAAAAUCUUCUACUCCUGCACCAGAAGAUGUUAUACCACCCAACGAUUCAGUUGCCAAGUCAGUUUCUGAGGAGGCACGAACUUCUGACAUUCUUGUAAAUGUAUCUAAUACGGAUGCAAAUGUCAUCAUGGGUGAGGAUGCUUCGCAUAAAGCUGACCAAGAAGGUUUUGGAGGGAUGUUUGAAAAUUUGGAGUUUGAUGAAGAAGAAACUGAUUUCCCAGAUCACAUGCUAAUUACCAUGAAGUAG